Lasiodiplodia theobromae is the source of this 747-nucleotide messenger RNA. RefSeq lists its product as uncharacterized. The transcript has 2 exons. Lineage: Eukaryota; Fungi; Ascomycota; Dothideomycetes; Botryosphaeriales; Botryosphaeriaceae. Bases 1 to 747 code for a protein of 248 amino acids. The record is from RefSeq and is a predicted model, not a curated record.
AUGUCUCAAGACAGUAUCUAUGGCGAGGACUUCUAUGAGGAGAGCGAUCACUUCCACUACAUGCCGUACGACAUCGUAGUCCCGACUAUGGACUGGAUCGCCGAGAGGUUCUACCGCGAGCGCGAGGAGUUCGAGAGCAAGAUGGCCAAGCUCGAGCAGCUCAUUCGAAUGGCCAAGGCCAUGAUCGGUGACCUCGAGGCCCACCACAAGGCCGGCACGUCCGCCCAUACCCUGCUCCGCCGCUACUACUCCCGCGCCUACCGCGCCCGCCUCUUCUACAGCGUUCCUCCCCUGACUCCCCACGACACGCGCGAGCCGCGCGUUCCCGCCGAGGCUGCGGACCUGCUCCACGCCUUCCCGCCGCUCGAGCCGGGCCGCAGCAACGCCGGCGCCAUCGAGGAGAGCAUGCGCAAGGCCGACGAGAGCGCCAUGCGCGCCCGCGCCGAGGUCGAGCACCUGGUCCGCUACGUCUUGGAGAUGGAGCCGCGCAUCAUCACCCUCUGGCGCCUUGCCCGCGACGACGACGACGACGGGGAUGAUGAUGAUGGCGAGGCCAAGGAGAGUGCGGACGAGGAGCAUUUCGUCGAAUCUGCCUACGCCACCUUGGAUGCCCUGGCCGAAGACAAGAAGAAGCAGCUGGAGGGAAAGGAGGGCGGCGCUGGUUGGAAGGCCGAGCUUGUUGUCGGUGGACGUGACAAGAAGCAUGCGCCGCUCGACGGUUCUGAGGGCAACCCUACUGAGAAGUAG